CAGCUUUUAGAUGGCUUAAGCCGUGGAUAAACCGAGGCUAUCUAGUCUAGAGGAAUGGAUGGGCUUGACACAGUCUUCCGUCAAUACCACUGUCCUCAACUGGUUCUGACAAGAAAUGAGCUGCAAAUGUCUUUAGCUUAUUGCCUCUGGCUAGGUCCAGAAUUGCAGAUAUCCUGUGCUGUUUGAAGGUCAAUCUGUAUGCUUUCAAGAUGAAUAGGUUGGGCAACUUGGCUAGCCUCUUGUGAAAAUCGAGGCACCUAUCUGAAACCUUGAUUGGGUGGAAGGUCAUCCCCUCUGCAUAGGGGAUCGCCGGGAGCUGAGAGGCAAACCAGGGGUUUCUGCCCUCUUUCGUGAGUGUUGAAUGCUAGACACUCAAGCAGGAUCCUGCUAAAACUCUGCUGUAAAGGAGGUGCAUCAAAGUAGAAGUACAGAAGCCAGGUAGCCUGGUGAGGUCAAGGUCAAGAGCAGGGUUGUGCAUCCAUCCUUCUACCUCCCUCCUGCCGGUCUAGGUUUGUGAUUCAACACCAAUGAAGUUUUCUUUAGAGGCAGGUCAGCAGCAUUUCCUUAUUAGGCAAUCACCAAUAUGUGCUGGAUGCUUAUUUAAUGUCAGAAGCAUUAUGCCACACAUUGGUUUUACUGUUGUUUCCCACCUCAUUCAUUGUUUAUAUGACUUGCUCAGUAAUGUAGGGAUAAUGUUUUCUGAACCUGCAAUACACAUAACUCCUGACCAAUUGAGUGGUUGAUAUGACUUCAGAAAAGAACAUGUUUUCAGUGAUUCAGACAUGCCGUUGACUCAGGAGGACCCAUGCCAUUUAGCUGGGUUACCAAGAUUGAGAUGUUUUGAAGCUCUCACAUCUGAGGGUUGGUAGGUCCAUUAUGGGAAUCUGGCUGAGCAGCUGCAGGAACAGCUGAGGGUAAAGCAUCCGACCUCCCUGGCACUGUUCUGAGCAUUCUGCGUGUAUUAACUCAUAAAACCCUCACAACCCCGUGAGGUAGGUGCUGCUCUGUCGUUAUAGACGAGGAACCUGAGACCUGGGGGAGGUCAAGCAGUGUCCUCAGGCACUAGGUGGGUGUGAUGGAGCCAGAAUUUGAACCCAGGCAGCCUGGAUGCAGAAUCUCUACUAUUAAUCACCAUAAGGUGAUGAUAGAAUCAAACGGCAAUGUGAAAGUUGAAAAAAAUUAAAAUAAUGGUCUAAAUAGUCAAUAAACAUGAUUGUCCUUACAGGAUGUGCAGAUUAAAAACUGUGAGUCUCUCUUUCGUACCCAUCAGAUUGGCAAAAAUUUAAAAACCUCAUAACACCAAGUGUUUGAGAGGAUGUGGAACAAAGGAAACUUUCAUACUCGGCUGGAGAAAAGUGUAAAUUGGUGCAAUCACUGUGGAGAGCCAUUUGGCAAGGUGAAGAUGUGCGUACUCUGCCGCCCGCUUCUGGGCUACCCAAGAAGAUGUGUACGAGCCUUCAUUAGAGCGUUGUUUUUAAGAGUAAAGAAAUGGAAACAACCUAAAAGUCCAUCAGUAGGGGAAUGGAUAAAAUGAAUUAUGGUAUAUUCAUACAAUGGAAUUCUGUGCAGCAGUUAAAAUGAAUGCAAUGUUGAGUGAAAAAGCAAGUUGCAGAAUGAUUUGUACGAAAUGCACUUGGUGAUGGAAAGAGAGCUAUUAUUCUGAAGAACAAUUGGACAAAGGGUCAUUAUCGUUAUUGUGCUGCUCUUUCUAUGCUGGGGGAAUAUGACUGGGCCCUGCAAGCAAACAUAAAAGCUCAAAAACUCUGUAAAAAUGACCCUGAGGGAAUCAAGGAUCUAAUUCAGCAGCAUGUAAAGUUACAAAAACAAAUAGAAGACCUGCAAGGUCGAACACCAACCAGGAAUCCAAUUAAAGCCUUCUAUGAAAGCAGGGCCUACAUACCUAAUUUAUCAGCACCUGCAUUUAGUACUUCACUUAACUUUGUGGAGACAGAAAAAAAUUCCAGAAAAACUAACCACGAAAUGGCAAACGGUGGUAAUCAGAAUCCAAAGGUGGCAGAUGAAGCUUUGAAGGUAGAUGAUUGUGACUGUCAUCCUGAAUUUCUGCCACCAUCAAGUCAGCCUCCAAAAUAUAAAGGAAAACAAAAAUCCCGAAACAAUGAAUUGGAGAAGUUCAGUUCUGGUUCACAAGGGAGUUUACCAGUAGAUUUGAAAAACAUCUUGGAGAAACAGUUUUCUAAAUCCUCCAGAGCUGCACACCAGGAUUUUGCUAAUAUAAUGAAAAUGCUGAGAAGCUUAAUCCAGGAUGGUUACACGGCUUUGCUGGAGCAGCGCUGCCGCAGUGCUGCUCAGGCCUUCACAGAGUUGCUCAAUGGUUUAGAUCCUCAAAAAAUAAAGCAACUGAACCUGGCCAUGAUUAACUACGUCUUAGUAGUCUAUGGACUUGCCAUUUCACUCCUUGGAAUAGGACAGCCUGAGGAAUUAUCUGAAGCUGAAAACCAGUUUAAGAGGAUGAUUGAACACUACCCCAAUGAGGGACUUGAUUGCUUGGCCUACUGUGGAAUUGGAAAAGUGUAUUUGAAAAAAAACAGAUUUCUAGAAGCUCUUAAUCAUUUCGAGAAAGCAAGAACCUUGAUCUGUCGUCUUCCUGGAGUGUUAACUUGGCCCACAAGUAAUGUGGUUAUUGAAGAGACUCAGCCCGGGAAAAUAAAGAUGCUGUUAGAGAAAUUUAUUGAAGAAUGCAGGUUUCCUCCAGUGCCGGAUGCCAUCUGUUGCUAUCAGAAGUGCCGUGGAUAUUCCAAAAUCCAGAUAUACAUAACUGAUCCAGACUUUAAGGGUUUUAUACGAAUCAGCUGUUGCCAGUACUGUAAAAUAGAAUUCCACAUAAACUGUUGGAAGAAGUUAAAAACAACAACCUUUAAUGAUAAAAUUGACAAGGAUUUUCUGCAAGGAAUUUGUCUUACUCCUGACUGUGAAGGAAUCAUUUCAAAGAUUAUCAUCUUCAGCAGUGGUGGUCAAGUUAAAUGUGAGUUUGAACACAAAGUCAUUAAAGAAAAGGUUCCUUCAAGACCUAUUCUGAAACAGAAAUGUUCUAGCCUAGAGAAGUUAAGGCUGAAAGAAGACAAAAAAGUGAAGCGGAAGAUGCAAAAAAAGGAAGCAAAAAAAUUAGCGCAAGAAAGAUUGGAAGAGGACUUAAGGGAAAGUAAUCCACCGAAACCUGAAGAGCAGAGAGAAACUGUAGACAGUGUUCAGAGUUGCCAGUUCCUUGAUGACAGAAUUCUGCAGUGCAUAAAGCAGUAUGCUGACAAGAUUAAGUCCGGGAUACUGAAUACUUCCAAGCUUCUCAAAGAGUUGCUUUCUUGGAAGGUUUUAACCACAGAAGACUACACAACCUGUUUUUCUAGUAGAAAUUUUCUGAAUGAAGCAGUGGACUAUGUCAUUUGUCAUUUGGUUCAAGAAAAGAAUAGAGUAAAGACAAGGGUGUUUCUGCAUGUUUUGAGUGAACUUAAAGAAGUGGAACCAAAAUUAGCCACCUGGAUCCAAAAACUUAAUAGCUUUGGCUUAGAUGCCACAGGACCUUUUUUUUCUCGUUAUGGGGCCGCUCUUAAGGAGCUUGAUUUUAGCAUCAUGACUUUUCUCUGGAAUGAGAAAUAUGGUCAUAAACUAGGCUCUAUAGAAGGAAAGCAGCUUGAUUAUUUCUGUGAGCCAGCGUCAUUGAAGGAAGCACGAUGUUUAAUAUGGCUGCUGGAAGAACACAGAGACAAGUUCCCAGCACUGCAUAAUGCUUUGGAUGAAUUCUUUGAUAUAAUGGACAGCCGCUGCACUGUAUUAAGGAAACAGGACAGUGGUGAUGUGCCAUUUAAUUCUACCAAGAUAAAAAACAAAGGCAAGAAAAAGAAGCCAAAAGAUUCAAAGCCUAUGUUAGUUGGGUCUGGAACCACGUCAGUCACACCAAAUAAUGAGACUGUCACUUCAGGUGAAGACCAUAACAAACGCAAUUCAAAUUCUGCGGGCCCAUUUGUAGUGCCUGACCAUCUUCGUCACGAUGUAGAAGAAUUUGAAGCUCUGUAUGAACAGCACAGUAAUGAAUAUGUUGUCCGUAAUAAGAAGCUGUGGGACAUUAACCCAAAACAAAAAUGUUCAACUCUAUAUGAUUAUUUCUCUCAGUUGUUAGAGGAACAUGGUCCCUUGGACAUGAGUAACAAGAUGUUUUCUGAAGAAUAUGAGUUUUUCCCAGAAGAAACUCGACAGAUACUAGAAAAAGCAGGAGGUUUGAAAUCUUUUCUCCUGGGAUGUCCUCGUUUUGUUGUGAUUGACAACUGUAUUGCAUUGAAGAAAGUUGCGUUACGGCUUAAGAAAAAGAGAAAGAAGAAAAACAUUAAGACAAAAGUAGAAGAAAUUUCGAAAACAGGAGAGUAUUUACGAGUUAAACUACCGCUGAAUCCAACUGCUAGGGAAUUUAAACCAGAUGUGAAAUCCAAACCAGUGUCUGACUUAUCUUCAGCACCAGCUUCUGAGGAUGUGAAGCCCCACCUUACAUCUGCUAAUUCUCCCCAGUCACCUUGUGAAGCUGUGAAGCCGAAACUAAUUUCCGAUAAUUCUUCCAAAUCAGUUUCUGAGGAUGAGAAGCCCAAAGGGGUGUCUUCUGACUCUCCCAAACCAGUCUCCGAGGAGACAAGUCACAAGCAUGUCUCCUCUGAUCCUCCCAAACCAGUUACGGAGGAUGUGAAACCAACCUAUUGGACUCAACCCCAAUUGGUCACAGGAUACUGUACGUAUCUUCCCUUUCGGGGAUUUGACAUUACCCAGACACCACCAGCGUUUAUAAAUGUGUUACCGACUUUGCCCCAGUAUAGCAUUUACGCACCUCUGGCCAGAAUUUCUUCUGAAUAUCAGCUGCAAAGAUCAAUACCAGUGGUGCCGUCUUUUGUAGCCAGUGACAUAACAGAAGUGCAUUUUGAGGGCCAUUAUUUCAGUACUGAGAAUGCCCCUGGUAACCAGAUUGCCUCUGAAACACAGAUCCUUCAGGAAUCUUUGGAAAUACCAGUAAAGUCACAGUGCAUCACGGAUGGUGCUGAUACAGCCCAAAGUGAGUCUCACAGAACUGAUGACCACUGUGGAAAUUCUGCCAAGCAGGAAGUAAAACCAGAAAGCACCAAUGAAGUAACAGAUAUUCCACAUACACAAAUGGUUGCCGUACAGGUGUCUUGGAAUAUAAUGCAUCAAGAAGUCAAUACUGAGCCGUAUGAUCCCUUUGAGGCACAACCGGGGAGUAUUUCACAGAUUGAAAAGGAGUACCAGGCUUUACAAGAGCAGCUUAAGGAAGCAUGUGAAAGUUAUGAGCAGAGAAAUAUCAAGGGCUCAGAAGAAACCAAGGAUCUGGAAGAAAAGUUGAAAAGGCACCUAGAAGAAAACAAGAUCUCAAAGACAGAAUUAGAUUGGUUCCUCGAAGAUUUGGAAAAGGAAAUUAAAAAAUGGGAACAGGAGAAAAAAGAAAUCCAAGAGAGACUAAAGGCACUGAAGAAGAAGAUGAAAAAGGUUUUAAAUGCCAGUGAAAUGUAUACCCAGGAAAAUGCAGGAAAGGAAAAGGAACGUGAAUUACUUCUGGACCAGUCGUUUGAAAUCAGUAAUACAUUUAUGAAUGAGAAAAUGAAAAUAGAAGAGUGUAUAAAGAAAGAGAAAGAGCAUUAUGAAGAGAGUCUUCAAAGGGCUGUGGAUGCAGAGGUAUCUGUGCUCGAAAACUGGAAGGAGACAGAAGUAUAUAAGUUACAGACCAUGGAGUCACAAGCCGAAGGGUUUCUUAAGAACCUGAAGCUAAUGAGCAGUGAUUCUGCAGCAUAUCCUGUCAUGGAAUCUGACAUACAUUCAUGGGAAUCAUUUCUUUCUAAUGUUAGAGAAGAAAUUGAGAAAGCAAAGUCUCAGUUUGAAGAACAAAUUCAAGCAAUUAAAAAUGGUUCUCGGCUCAGUGAACUUUCUAAAGUGCAGAUUUCUGAGCUUCUGUUUCCUGCCUGUAACACAAUUCAUCCCAAGUUACUUCCUGAGUCUUCAGACCAUGGUGAUCAAGGCCCCUCCACUUCUACAAGUCACAGGACUGGAGACCGAACAGCAGUUCCCGAGGAAUCUAGUCUGGUCUCUGCUACUGAUGGCCCAGUGGAGUCGCCCUCCUGUGAGCCAGAAGCCGGCCGGCUGCCAGAGCGUGAGAGCGCCGGCCGGGCAGCUCGGUCAGAGCCAAGCCCGGCGGCGGAUCAGAAGUUACCUGGUGCUCCAGGACGUGCCACCCGUUCAAGCCCGUCUCCAAAGAAGCCGUUCAAUAGUAUUAUUGAGCACCUGUCAGUGGUGUUCCCCUGUUACAGCAGCACCGAGCUUGCUGGUUUUAUUAAAAAAGUGAGAAACAAAAACAAGAACUCACUCUCUGGAUUGAGUAUUGACGAAAUUGUCCAAAGAGUGACAGAACACAUUCUAGAUGAAGAGAAAAAGAAAAAGCCAAAUCCAGGAAAGGACAGGAGGCCGUCUGAGCCCAGCUCUACUGCUUCUGUGACCAGGGCCACCCAGGGCCCGCCCUCCGUGGUGGUUGGAUCAUCACCCACAAGCAAGGAGCAGAAGACAGACGACGUCUCUGUGUCCAGUGCAAAUUCCUGUGAAAUAUGCCUAGGAGUGUUCAAAUCCAAAAAUGUACGUGUGCUGAAAUGUGGGCACAAGUUUCACAAAGGGUGCUUCAAGCAAUGGCUUAAGGAGCAGAACGCUUGCCCAGCCUGCCUGGCUCGUGAUCUCCUGUCCGAAGAGUAGCCUGCCCUUCCGGAAGAGGCCCCCCCACUAUUCUAGGUAGUUACAAUUCACUAAAGGGUACUGUUUGUUGACUUGGAAGAAUAACAAUAUACUACCUUUGAUAUAAAAAGCAACACGUGAAGAUUCUUUGCACCGUGUGUCUAAUAAAUAGAAAUCUUUAAUACAGUUGACAGGAAGUCAUCUCCCAACUCUGACUAGCCACUUAAUAAUCGCCAAAUGGUGGCUGAUAAAAGUUAUGUGUAACCACAUCCUUAUAUUGCUGGGGCUGCUGCAGAGGUGCUCUCUGAGAUGGAAGGAAAAUAUGGUGAGUGCCUCAAAGCAGGACUUAAAUUAUAAGUAUCCUUGACCUUUUAAAGUGCCCCACGUUAAAGUUUUCUGAGAUCAGUAUUCCUAAACAAAUGCCUACAUUUUUCCUUAAAGAUUCUGCAUUUUAAAAAAUGGGCUUAAGCAAACCACAUUUGAAUAGGUUGUAGUUGAUGUUAAAAUAUUGGCUGAUUCAGACCAAAAGAUUCAUUCAUUCAGAUCUCCUCUUCAUGUGAUUUUGAUUUUUCAUUUCAUUAUUUUAUUUCUCCCCAGUAGAUUUAUAAGUGCUUGUUUUUCAUAUGUUAAAGACAUAAUGAUUUUUGAAAAUCACACAAAAAACUUAUUAACAUCAGCCAAGACUUUUUUUAACCCCUAAAAUUGAGGCUCCUUAUCCAUUAUCCCAGCCCCACAUUGGGAACUUACUCUGAACACUUUUCUAUUCUCAUUAGUGAUGUUGUCCCUCUCUAUGAGUUAGACAACAAGUGUUUGGGUGUCUCUCUCUAGCACACAGUGGGCACUUUCCUUAUCCUACCACCAAAAAGAGACACUUGUGUAAUUAGACAGUCCUAAGGUGUCCCUGUUACAAUUGUUCGGUGUUUGACAUUUGUGUAAAGUAAUGCAUGCUGUCUUGUACUGUGGCCUGAGAACAAAACUGUAACUGCAUUAGAAACUGUUAAAAAAUUAGUUCUCUUUAGUGACUUCAUAGGCAGUGGUAGUAAAUACAGAAACAUGAAUUCUGGACACAUUCCAUUUCUCUCAAACAGGAAGGGUCCAAAAAUGUUUUUCCACGUGUUCUUUGUUACACCCUAGAAGCUCACAGCCCCAAGUUCAUGAGCUGAUUUGGUCACUUCCCUCUGCUUUGAUUCCCUGUGAGUUUUGAUGUCUUAGUGACUUAGUGCGUAGAAGCUUCCUCCAUAUUUUGAAGCAGGUCCCUAAAGCAUUGUCUGCAUGUUCAGAAUAACUGAGGACUUGUAGGUAUGAAGGUACACAGGGCCCAGUUUGUAGCAGCAGGAACAAAGGGAAAGAAGAGCACCUGGAGAGAAAGAGAACGUGGUUUGUACAUAACUUCAAGCAAAUACUUGUGAACACGCCUUACACGUGUCCUGUAAGUGUCGAAAUAAAAAGCAUUCUAAAAUAA
Molecule: messenger RNA, 8185 nt
Organism: Mesoplodon densirostris (Blainville's beaked whale)
Lineage: Eukaryota; Metazoa; Chordata; Mammalia; Artiodactyla; Ziphiidae
Gene: TTC3
Product: tetratricopeptide repeat domain 3
Exons: 37
Coding region: 1711-6744 (1677 amino acids)
Biological process (GO): ubiquitin-dependent protein catabolic process
Molecular function (GO): protein binding; ubiquitin-protein transferase activity
Source: RefSeq, a predicted model, not a curated record